AUGGUUGGAGACACGCAGCCCUUGAUUGCGUGGGAAAGUCUGCCCGCGGUGGCGCAGACUGCACUAGACAGUACCGACUUUGGCGAUGUGAAUGUGCCAUUUAAGGUCGCGAAGUUUGGAGUCAAACCUCGCCAAGGCAACAUUCUGACUUGA
Molecule: messenger RNA, 153 nt
Organism: Aspergillus clavatus NRRL 1
Lineage: Eukaryota; Fungi; Ascomycota; Eurotiomycetes; Eurotiales; Aspergillaceae
Exons: 1
Coding region: 1-153 (50 amino acids)
Source: RefSeq, a predicted model, not a curated record